Messenger RNA from Sitodiplosis mosellana (orange wheat blossom midge), 998 nucleotides. RefSeq lists its product as uncharacterized. The coding region runs from base 162 to 860 and encodes 232 amino acids. NCBI's taxonomy places the organism in Eukaryota, Metazoa, Arthropoda, Insecta, Diptera, Cecidomyiidae. Gene Ontology annotation, biological process: translation; ribosomal small subunit assembly. Gene Ontology annotation, molecular function: rRNA binding; structural constituent of ribosome; mRNA binding. The transcript has 6 exons. The record is from RefSeq and is a predicted model, not a curated record. Gene Ontology annotation, cellular component: ribosome; cytosolic small ribosomal subunit.
CUGAGCACACGUUGCGGUGCUGCCAUAUUCGUGGAUGGAAAAGUGUGUAAAGUGGCUGACAGCUGGUUCGACAUCUUCGGCCAUCUUGUAAAUCAUCUUUCUUUUCCGGCGUACAGUCUUAUAGUGCGGACCUGUGAAUUAUAUAUUUACUAAAUUUCACAAUGGCUGAAGUAGAAGAUCAACAAUUCGAAAACUUCGAGCAGCCAGCUGCUGAGGAACAAACCGAACAAUUCGACCAAGAAGAAGUUGAAGCUGACGCUUUGGUCUACAGCACCACCGCUGAACUUCCAGAAAUUAAAUUGUUCGGAAGAUGGAGCUGCGAUGAUGUCAAUGUAUCGGACAUGUCAUUGGCCGAUUACAUCGCUGUCAAAGAGAAGUACGCACGUUAUUUGCCACAUUCAGCUGGUCGUUAUGCUGCCAAGCGUUUCCGCAAAGCACAAUGCCCAAUCGUUGAACGAUUGACCAACUCAUUGAUGAUGAAAGGUCGCAACAAUGGCAAAAAAUUGAUGGCAGUUCGUAUUGUGAAGCAUGCCUUUGAAAUCAUCUACUUGUUGACCGACAAGAACCCACUUUCCAUCCUCGUGGCCGCUAUCAUCAACUCAGGACCACGUGAAGAUUCAACACGUAUUGGUCGUGCUGGUACCGUUCGUCGUCAAGCUGUUGAUGUGUCACCAUUGCGUCGUGUCAACCAAGCUAUCUGGUUGCUCUGCACCGGUGCACGUGAAGCUGCAUUCCGUAACAUCAAAUCAAUUGCUGAAUGUUUGGCCGAUGAAUUGAUCAACGCUGCUAAGGGUUCAUCCAACUCAUACGCCAUUAAAAAGAAAGACGAAUUGGAACGUGUUGCAAAAUCAAAUCGUUAAACAUACCAACCAAACCUUCACCACACACUUUUUUACGCAUUUUACGAAUGUUCUUCGUUUAUUUGUCUGAAGGAAUUCCUAUAAGCAAAAUGGGCGUAAAUAAAUAAUUAACAAAAAAGAAACAAAAAAUUGAGAAAA